CUCUCUACAUAGUAUUUCUUCAUGGAUUCUUCCAAAGUUAGUGGACAUUUAUCCAUGAAUGGUGGCGAUGGAGCUCACAGCUAUGCCAAAAACUCAUCCUACCAGAGAGGAAUAUUGGAGGCUGCAACGGCAAUCAUCGAAGAAGAAAUCGCCACAAAAUUAGAGAUUUCAACUAAUAGCUUCUGCAUUGCCGAUUUCGGGUGCUCAACCGGAAACAACUCUUUUCCGGCCAUGCACACGAUCAUCGAAGCUGUCAAACAAAAAUACGAAUCCUCAGACCUCAAAACCCCAGAAUUCGUCGUGUGCUUCAGCGACUUAGUCUCCAACGACUUCAACACCCUCUUCCGUUCCCUCCCACCCGACAGGAGCUACAAGGCAGCCGCGGUAGCCGGAGACUUCCACGGCCGCCUUCUCCUGCCGUCGUCUGUCCACUUCACGUACUGUUCUUGGUCGCUCCAUUGGCUGACGGAGGUGCCCAAGGCGGCCGAGGGCCUCAUGUCUGUUUGGCAUGGUGGAGAUGAGAGAAAGGAGGUUUAUGAUGCUUAUUUGGAGCAAUUUGAAAGGGAUAUGGAAUCAUUCUUGAAGUGUAGGGCUGUGGAAAUGGUGGAAGGUGGAGUUAUGGCUCUUUUAAUUCCUUCACUGCCUGCUUAUUGGGACCCACAAAAGGAGUAUACCGUUGGGUCGUUGGCCGACCUUCUCAGAUCUUCCCUCCUCGACAUGGCCAAAAAGGGAAAAUUGAGUAAGGAAAAGUCAGAGACAUUCAACAUUCCAUAUCACGUUCCCACUCCAGGGGAAGUAAGGGCCAUAUUGCAAAAGAGCAAUAGUUUCAGCUUAGAAAGAAUGGACAGUUUGAAGAGUGGGACAUUGCUCAAUGUUGAUGGCCACGUGGCAUUUUUCAGGGCCGCUCAUCAAAAUUUACUUACAUACGAAUUUGGAGCUGAAACCAUCGAUGAAACGUUCGACCUUUUCAAGAAGAAACUCCAAGCUUCGCCAGUUUACGCAGAUCCUUCUAAUGAUAGAUCUCUUGUAGUUGUUGCUAUCCUCAAGCGCAACAAUGUUUAGUACUUUGCUCACCGAUUUUGUUGGGUGGAUAUUCGGAGGCAUCAAUAAUUCUAUUGUAUCACUAUAAAAAUAAUUUGGGGCUUUGGGAUUUAUGGUAUCUACAUAAUGUAAUAGGAGUAUGAAUUUUAUCUUACAAAAUAAAGUUUGUUGCUUUCGUGUUCCUUA
This is a messenger RNA of Salvia splendens (bonfire salvia), 1227 nucleotides long. RefSeq names its product loganic acid O-methyltransferase. The coding region runs from base 22 to 1062 and encodes 346 amino acids. The transcript is spliced from 3 exons. Gene Ontology annotation, molecular function: methyltransferase activity. The record is from RefSeq and is a predicted model, not a curated record. NCBI's taxonomy places the organism in Eukaryota, Viridiplantae, Streptophyta, Magnoliopsida, Lamiales, Lamiaceae.